This is a messenger RNA of Saimiri boliviensis boliviensis (Bolivian squirrel monkey), 4015 nucleotides long. It is a transcript of the gene HDAC10, whose product is annotated as histone deacetylase 10. Gene Ontology annotation, molecular function: deacetylase activity. The record is from RefSeq and is a predicted model, not a curated record. Gene Ontology annotation, biological process: epigenetic regulation of gene expression. NCBI's taxonomy places the organism in Eukaryota, Metazoa, Chordata, Mammalia, Primates, Cebidae.
AUGUAGAGGAGACUGGCCUGAGAGCUCAGACCCUAAGAGCUAGUAGGGGGGCCUGAGCAUCCCAUCUACCCCAGGCCACAAAGCUGGUGCCCACUUCCCUAGGCCUGUGCCAGUAAGCCUUGAGCCCCCACAUUAGGACUUGGCCUCUUCCCCUCUUAUGGGGUGACCUUCCUCUAAAGGCUUAGAGUCUAAGCCACUGUGUGUGGAUUGGAAGCCAGACCCAGGGCAGAGCCUGAUGGGGAGGAGUGUAGGAUCCAUCCUAGCUCUCUGCACCCUCCAAAGCCAGCAGGUUCCUGGGGAGGGAGGGGACACACUGGGCACGUUAAGACCCCUCUGGUCCCUGUGGUGGAGUAAUGAGCACAGAGGGCCGGGUUUUGUUCUUGAUCAAACCUUUAGCCCCCACCCACUACAAUGCCCCCGUGGUAUCUUCAUGUCUAGGCUGCCCUCUGUGGGUCAUUCAGUGUUUCCAACAGUGGCUGGCGGCUGGACCAUGGGCCACAGGCGCCUCCACACCUGUGCCAGGGCAGGGGUCACAGCAGAGAGUGGUGAGGGGCAGGGCAGGCUGGGCGUCCUCCUUGGUGGACAUGCCCACAGCUGGCCCAGCUAAAUUGGGCCCAAUGAGCUGCCACGACAGACUGGGCCUUUAUCCAGCGACCCUCAGGCCUUUCCAGGCAUGGGGGCAGGGCGGACGUGACCAUUGGCUGUGGAGCCACGCUGAUUUGUGACAUGACCCCUGCCUAUGCUGGGCCCAGCUUCCUGCCACAGCUGGCCUGAGGAAAGGGACUGGGGGCCCAAGACUGACCCAGUUGGACACGAACUCUAGCGGGGUCAGGGUGGUCCCUGGACUCCAGGUAGACUCAGGUCACCUCUGCAGACACCCUGCUCCAUCCCAGGCCUCCUGCCUUCCUCCAUCCCUCUCUGUUCCCCUUCCCUCCGCCCCCACAACUCCAGUCCAGCGUCCCUGCCUCCACUCUGACCCUGACUCUGAACUUGGGCCGGACUCUCCCUCCCUCCUUAAGCCUCGGGGGCGGCGCUGCGCCCCAACGCAGCCACGACAACCGCCCCGAGCUGGCCGCAGCGCCACCUGCAUCCCCACCGGCUCCUCCCACUCCGUGGCUUUUGCCCUGUGGACCCCGCGUCUCACUUUCCCUUCACCCCGACUCUUACCGCGCCUGGCCCGGGUGGGCCUUGGGGCUGCGCUGGACCCUGACCCGGGAGCGGGGGCAGAAGGGAGCUCCCAAGGGUGGGGAUCCCGCCCCUCUAGAAGGGGAUCGGGGCGGAGCCGAGGGGGAGGCGGAGCCGCAGCACCGCUCGGAGGGCGGGCGGCCCGGGAGGCCAAGGUGUCCGCGCCUGCUGGUUCCUGGCUCCAGGGCGGGGCUCGCGGCAGCGCGCGGGAGCAAGGCGCCGGGCGGAGCCGAGUUCCAGGCGAGGAAGCCGGAAGCCGGGCGCGGGGAGCCUCCCGCGUUUCUGGGUUCUGUACGCUCGCGCUCAGGCCGGUGCCCGCUACCCGUCUGGGCCCCAAGCAGGUCCCAGGCCUCUGGCUAAUCCUGGCCAAAGGUGGGGACGGGCAGUGCCAGGCACCGCUAGCGAGGCUGUUUGGGGACCCAGGGUGACCACGGCGCAGCCAUGGGGACCGCGCUUGUGUACCACGAGGACAUGACGGCCACCCGGCUGCUCUGGGACGACCCCGAGUGCGAGAUUGAGCGUCCUGAGCGCCUGACUGCAGCCCUGGACCGCUUGCGGAAGUGCGGCCUGGAACAGAGGUGUCUGCGGUUAUCAGCCCGCGAGGCCUCCGAAGAGGAACUGGGCCUGGUGCACAGCCCCGAGUACGUGUCCCUGGUCAGGGAGACCCAGGUCCUGGGCAAGGAAGAGCUGCAGGUGCUGUCUGGACAGUUUGAUGCCAUCUACUUCCACCCGAGUACCUUUCACUGCGCGCGGCUGGCCGUGGGGGCUGCACUGCAGCUGGUGGAUGCUGUGCUCACAGGAGUGGUGCAAAAUGGGCUUGCGCUGGUGAGGCCACCUGGGCACCACAGCCAGAGGGCAGCUGCCAAUGGGUUCUGUGUGUUCAACAAUGUGGCCAUAGCAGCUGUACAUGCCAAGCAGAAACACGGGCUGCACAGAAUCCUCAUCGUUGACUGGGAUGUGCACCAUGGCCAAGGCAUCCAGUAUCUCUUUGAGGAUGACCCCAGCAUCCUUUACUUCUCCUGGCACCGCUAUGAGCAUGGGCGCUUCUGGCCUUUCCUUCGAGAGUCGGAUGCAGAUGCGGUGGGGCGGGGACAGGGCCUCGGCUUCACUGUCAACCUCCCCUGGAACCAGGUCGGGAUGGGAAACGCUGACUAUGUGGCUGCCUUCCUGCACCUGCUGCUCCCACUGGCCUUUGAGUUUGAUCCUGAGCUGGUGCUGGUCUCGGCAGGAUUUGACUCAGCCAUCGGAGACCCUGAGGGGCAAAUGCAGGCCACACCAGCGUGCUUCGCCCACCUCACACAGCUGCUGCAGGUGCUGGCUGGUGGCCGGGUCUGUGCCGUGCUGGAGGGUGGGUACCACCUGGAGUCACUGGCGGAGUCGGUGUGCAUGACAGUGCAGACGCUGCUAGGCGACCCGGCUCCACCCCUGCCAGGGCCCAUGGUACCAUGUCAGAGUGCCCUGGAGUCCAUCCAGAGUGCCCGUGCUGCCCAGGCCCCGCACUGGAGGAGCCUCCAGCUGCAAGAUGUGACCCCUGUGCUGACGAGUCCCAGUACCCAUUCCCCAGUGGGGAGGCCUCCACCUCUGCUGCCUGGGGGUCCCGUGUGUAAGACGGCUGCAUCUGCACUGAGCUCCCUCUUGGACCAGCCGUGCCUCCACCCUGCACCCCCUGUCUGCCCAGCUGUUGCCCUUACAGCUCCAGAUAUCACAUUGGUCCUGCCCCCUGAUGUCACCCAACAGGAGGGGUCAGCCCUGAAUGAGGAGACACAAGCCUGGGCCAGGCCACACGAGUCCCUGGCCCAGGAUGAGGCCCUCACUGCACUUGGAAAGCUCCUGUACCUCUUAGAUGGGGUGCUGGAUGGGCAGGUGAGCAGUGGUAUCGUAGCCACUCCACCCUCGGCUGCAGCAGCCACCUUGGAUGUGGCUAUUCAGAGAGGCCUGUCCCACGGAGCCCAGAGGCUGCUGUGUGUGGCCCUGGGACAGCUGGACUGGCCCCCAGAUCUCGUCCAUGACGGAGGGGUGAGCAGGGCCUUACGCUUAUGCAUGUAUCCUGGAAGGAGGAUUUUGUGGCUGAACAUCAGGGGCAAGGAGGCGGCUGCCCUAUCCAUGUUCCAGGUCUCCACACCACUGCCAGUGCUGACUGGUGGGUUCCUGAGCUGUAUCUUGGGCUUGGUGCUGCCCCUGGCCUAUAGCUUCCAGCCCGACCUGGUGUUGGUGGCGCUGGGGCCUGCCCAUGGCCUGCAGGGCCCCCACGCUGCACUCCUGACUUCAAUGCUUCGGGGGCCGGCAGGCGGCCGAGUCCUAGCCCUCCUGGAGGAGGACUCCACACCCCAGCUAGCCGAGAUCCUGGCCCGGGUGCUGCAUGGAGAGGCACCUCCUAGCCUAGGCCCUUACUCUGUGGCCUCCCCAGAGGACGCCCAGGCUUUGAUGUACCUGAGAGGGCAGCUGGAGCCUCAGUGGAAGAUGCUGCAGUGCCGUCCUCACUUGGAGGCUUGAAAUUGGACAAGGUGGGAGCAUUUACACCGCAGGAAUGACACCGCACGUCAGCGUCCCACUGCCUGUGCCCGCUGUCCCCAGGCCCAGGCUGCUCUUGCCGCUGCGGUGACGCGGUCACCCGGUGACUCCGACCGGCCCACAGCUCCCGCUGCACCAGGGGCACGGGGCCCCGCCCACUCGCACACAUGCGCCUCGGCCCCGCCCCCUCGCGCCCCUGCUCCCCCGCGUCACCCCCUCCCGGCCCGUACGCCCCACCCUCGGUCCCAUCCUGGCCCCUGCGCCCCGCUGCGCUUCGCUCCCAGCCCUCAUGCAGUCAGUAAAUAUUGGCCAAACGAAA